AUGAAGUCGAUUUCUGGACUUGCCAAGGUUUCUUUGGCCCAAUCGACCCGUGCCAUGUUGGCUGGCGGUAUGGCCACGCCCUCGCCUCUUGCUGCCCGUUUAGCUGGAUCAGCUCGCCGUGCCUCAACCCAGGGCGAACAAGCCACCGUGACGGUGCGUGAUGCCAUCAACCAGGGUCUUGCUGAGGAAAUGGAUGCCAACGACAAGGUCUUCGUCAUGGGCGAGGAGGUUGGCCAGUACCAGGGCGCCUACAAGGUCACGCGUGGACUGCUUGAUCGCUUUGGUCCCCAGCGGGUCAUUGAUUCCCCCAUUACUGAGAUGGGCUUCACUGGCUUGUGUGUGGGUGCCGCCAUGGCCGGAUUGACUCCGGUCUGUGAGUUUAUGACUUUCAACUUCGCCAUGCAGGCCAUCGAUCAGAUCGUUAAUUCCGCCGCAAAGAGUCACUACAUGUCUGGUGGUGUGUUGUCGGCCAACAUCGUCUUCCGCGGCCCUAAUGGUUUCGCUUCCGGUGUCGCUGCCCAGCACUCUCAGGACUAUGCUCCUUGGUACGGCUCCAUCCCCGGUCUCAAGGUCGUUUCGCCCUAUUCCGCUGAGGACGCAAAGGGCCUGAUCAAGGCCGCCAUUCGUGAUCCUAACCCGGUGGUCAUGCUUGAGAACGAGCUCAUGUACGGUGAAUCCUUCGCCGUUGGUGAGGACUUCCACUCCUCCGACUUUGUUGUCCCCAUCGGCAAGGCUAAGGUCGAGAUCCCCGGUACUGACGUCACCUUGAUCUCGCAUUCUUAUCAGCUGCGUCACUGCUUCGCUGCAGCCAAGAUCCUCAAAGAACAGUACAAUAUCAGCGCUGAAGUUCUUAACCUGCGCUCUAUCAAACCUUUGGAUGUGCCUGCCAUCGUCGAAAGUAUUAAAAAGACCAACCGUGCGGUCGUUGUAGAGUCUGCUUUCCCUGGCUUCGGCUUGGGCUCCGAGAUCUGCGCCCAAGUGUCCGAGUCGGAGGCCUGGGACUACCUCGACGCUCCUAUUUCCCGUGUCACCGGCGCUGAGGUGCCUACUCCUUACUACAAGGAACUCGAGGAUAUGAGUUUCCCCAACGCCGACGUUGUUGUCAGAGCAGCUCGCCAGGUUUUGUAUCACGAGGAUGCCUAA
Molecule: messenger RNA, 1143 nt
Organism: Wickerhamiella sorbophila
Lineage: Eukaryota; Fungi; Ascomycota; Dipodascomycetes; Dipodascales; Trichomonascaceae
Product: Pyruvate dehydrogenase E1 component subunit beta, mitochondrial
Exons: 1
Coding region: 1-1143 (380 amino acids)
Biological process (GO): pyruvate decarboxylation to acetyl-CoA
Molecular function (GO): pyruvate dehydrogenase (acetyl-transferring) activity
Source: RefSeq, a predicted model, not a curated record